UGUUGUUGUCGCACUCACUGUAACGGAUCGUCAGGUGGACUCCGUUUAUGCUCUCUAUUUCACACAGAUCAGGUUUUUUUUCCUUGUUGCAGCUGGCUCCUUUUUUCUCCCUCACUCUCUCUCUGUCUUUCCCGCUCUGACUCGUUGUCGUGUCUCUUUCUGGCUCCUGCUGAAAGAACGGUGCAAAAGAGUAGAACAAGUGGCAGGCAGGCAGGUCAGGUUGCCAUCGCCUUUGCUCGUUGCACUUGCCACGCUCGACCACAUUUUCUUCUUCUUUGCGAUACGGAAAUGCGCAUAGGCAUAGAAGAAGACGAAGUCAAAACGAAAAAACAAACGAGAUAACAUACACAAAAAAAGCCAGAUAAAACGGUAUGCAACUAAAAACAACAACAACUCCUACUGUAUUUGAAACUGCAACAACAACAACAACAAGAAAGUGACGACCACCGCGUGGAGAACGAAACAACAACAAAAAAUUAACCCAAAAAAUCGGGUUUAUUUUUUUGGCACCAAUUUCUGAAUGAAAUGAAUAUGUGAUAUUGUUGUCCAAUUUGUUGUGAUGGGCUCGUGUACGCGGCGACACUUUUUACUGUCAACAUGCUUCCUGCAAAUGAUAACGAUUAUCGAAAGGCAGGUAUUCGAUUUUCUCGGAUACAUGUGGGCACCCAUCCUGGUUAACUUUUUUCAUAUAUUAUUCAUUAUAUUUGGAUUUUAUGGCGCAUAUCAUUUUAGAGUGAAAUAUAUUAUAACCUAUCUCAUAUGGAAUUUCCUAUGGAUUGGUUGGAAUGCUUUCCUCAUUUGUUUCUAUUUAAAUGUUGGUGAAUUAGAUAGGGAAAGCGAUUUGCUUAACCUGGGCACUGGCAGCGUUUCCUGGUUCGAAGCGAAUGGCUAUGGCUGCAAGCCCACUUAUAAUAUAACCUCAGAUGAUCCAUUUCGUCCAAUGCGUCCGGAACGUGUGGAUGGAUGUCUGUUGGAUUAUACUCUAAUGGAGAUCAUACAUUCGGGAGUGCAGUGUGCGUUGGCGCUGCUGGGUAUACUUGGUGCGAUUCUGAUCAGCUGCAUAUUUCUCGAUGAGGACGACAGAUUCGAUUUCAUGAACGGCGAUGCGAAGAGUCCACAGCACACAGUCGUCCAUCCAAUGUACGUGAGCUAUACAAGUAUACCAACAACUUCUGCAAGCGCCACAAUGCAAUCAAAUAAGCAACUGCAGCAAUUCUAUCAUCAUCAGCCACAACAACAACAACUACACAACAGCUACAGCAAACAAUCCAUGAGCAACUAUAGCAAAAAUAGCAACAACAACAACAACAGCAAUAAUAAUACACUCAACAACAAUAAUAAUAAUAAGCAGCAUCGCCUGCAACAACAACAAUCGCCAGACAUGACAAAUAACCAAGCAACAAAUGCAUCACUACUAUACCAACACUAUCCACAUCAGCAACAGCAACACCAAAACCAACACCAUCCACCACAGAUACAUUCCCAUACCCAUUCCCAUCAGCCACAACCACAUCCAUAUCUAACCCAACGCACUAGCGGCGAGAGCAGCAGCACCAACAAUAGUCUGAGUCGCAGCCAGCGACGCCAACAGCAGCGCUCUCAUCAGACAACCACCACACGAGCUCAGAUUAGUCCCAUGUCCGCCCAGACAACACCCUCUUUGUCGUAUGCCUCGUUGCAGAAUUCGAAUCCCUAUCUGGCCAAUAAUUCGCUAAAUAAUAGCAACUAUAGCAUAUUCCAGGGUGAGACAAUUACCCCACAGGGGUCAGGUCCAAGCGGUGGUCACUUUGCCCGCAUACAUCAUAAGCCGAAGGCUCCAAGGCAAUCGAUUAACGCCGCGUCAUCAUCAUCGCCCAUCAAGUUUUCACAAUUGUCGAUUGAGCGGCGUUUGUCGCGUAAUCUCGUCGAGGAAGAGGAUGAUGAUGAUGAUAAUUUCUCGCUGCAGCAGCUCUCGCCCAGCAAUAAUGGCAUCACAUAUGUGCCCUUUCAGAGUCCCACACCAAAUGGUUUAUUUGUGGGGGAGAAUAAUAAUGAUCAGCAUUUGCAGCAGCAAAGUCAUUUGGUUUUCCCAUCAAGCCCAAAUAAUAAUUUAAAUUAUCAACAGAAUGGUUUACCUUCACCCUUAAGGGUACAUCGUCAGUUGACCAGACCCACUCAGAUUCCACUGCCUACAGUGCCCAUGCAUAGCUGUCACGAGGAAGAGAAUGAAGCGGACGAAGAGGUGGAGGAGGAGGAGCCGAUUCAAGAGCAUAUUUUAACUCCACCACCGCCACCUCGUCCGCAUAUCUAUUUCCAUCAGCGUUUGGGCCAGGCUCCCUAUCCAGAUCUCUCGCCCGAAAUAGCUGAGAAAUAUUCCAUGCCCACUCAGCAUGUGGCAAUGCCUGGUGGUUCAGGUGCAGGUGGUCCGCCACCGCAUGGUUCACCCAUGGUGCGACGUAAUCCCCGUAGUCAACGACCACGCCAACAGGCAAAUUUCUGCGAUCAAAUACGCGAUACUCCGCCUGGUUAUAUAGUGCGUACCCAGAGCGAUGAUCGGCUAAUGGAUGAGGGCAGUGAGGAGGCAGCUCCACGUGUCAAUCGACGCAAAAGCCGUGCACGUCCACGUUCAUUCUGCAAUUCCAUAGUAGGUGUGCAGGCCUAAUAGAUCAGCAGUCGUCCGCCCCCGCCCCCAGACUCAAGUAGGUCCUAGUUUCAUAAAUUAAUUCGCUCUCUCUGUCUCACUCUCUAUUUCUCUACAUAUAUCUGUCUUUUUCAAUCUCUCUAUCUUUCUCUCUCUAUAUAUAUAGGUGCUGCUUCUGCCUCCGCUCUCACCAUUCUCCAUCCCAUUUACUAAAUCAAACCUUAUGCAUAUGUGUGUUGUUGUUAUUGCUCGUUUUGUGUUGUGUCUAACCUAAACAGAUUAAACAGAUUUAAGGAUUAAAGCCGCUUCAAUAUGCCAUUCAGAUGCCUUGCAUACAAAUCAUAUACAAACACACACACAGAGACACAAAAAAGCGAGCCGACUUUUUCCGCAUUGGAUUUUUGUUGUGAUAAUUGGAAAAAGUCGAAACGAAAUGAAAAAAAAGAAAAGCCUAUAUACUAUAUAU
Molecule: messenger RNA, 3086 nt
Organism: Drosophila willistoni
Lineage: Eukaryota; Metazoa; Arthropoda; Insecta; Diptera; Drosophilidae
Gene: NKAIN
Product: sodium/potassium-transporting ATPase subunit beta-1-interacting protein
Exons: 7
Coding region: 560-2641 (693 amino acids)
Biological process (GO): regulation of sodium ion transport
Source: RefSeq, a predicted model, not a curated record